This is a messenger RNA of Anoplophora glabripennis (Asian longhorned beetle), 951 nucleotides long. It is a transcript of the gene tap, whose product is annotated as basic helix-loop-helix neural transcription factor TAP. Bases 1 to 951 code for a protein of 316 amino acids. Gene Ontology annotation, molecular function: protein dimerization activity. NCBI's taxonomy places the organism in Eukaryota, Metazoa, Arthropoda, Insecta, Coleoptera, Cerambycidae. The transcript has 3 exons. The record is from RefSeq and is a predicted model, not a curated record.
AUGGCGUUUCAAGCAGAUGUCGACACUGUUUUGGAUGCAAAGGGAAUGUCUCACUUCGACGCCAUGAACUUCACCGACCUCUCCUACGAGGACAGCUGCGACUCGGGCUUCGAACUCUCCUUCAAGUCGGAAACCUCCGACUUCACGGAAGACCGCAGCGACUACUUCGAUUACGACAACGACGCCACCCCCACCAAACGGGAGAAAGGCUACGACCAAGACCUAUACGACAAAUUCAACACCGCCUUCCACAGCACGCUCACGGACCUGGACAGGAGAGUAGCGUCACGCACCAAGACGUCUUCCCCGGUGAAGGAGAAACCGAAGAGGCGCUAUGCCACUGGCAGGAACAGGGUCUCGAGGGCGAAGAGCCCUACGCAAAUCAUGAAGAUCAAAAGGGUGAGACGAUUGAAGGCUAACGAUAGGGAGAGGAACAGGAUGCACAUGCUGAAUGAGGCUUUGGAACGGCUUAGGUGCGUCUUACCUACUUUUCCUGAAGAUACCAAGCUGACCAAGAUCGAAACGUUGCGCUUCGCGCACAACUACAUCUACGCUUUAUCGCAGGCUGUCAACGAUAUAGAGAAAUAUUCGAAUGCUGACGAUAACAUCGUAGUGAAUGUGGGAAACGUCACGGUUUCCAUCAGCAAGCACGGGAAUACUAUAACCAGUAAGAACUUUGAGGAGAAGGUUGGGAAUGCUGUGGUGACCAGCGGGAGCAUCACCAAUGCUAGUUUUAUGGCGGAUUAUCGUAGUGCUAUCUCUAGUCCGGAGAGUGUCAGCAAUGACGGGCAGAGUUAUGGAUUUCAUGGUGAUGUCACCUACCACAGCGGCCAGUCGUUUGAGUAUCAAACUAAUAGUACAAAUUAUCAGUCUUACAAUAGUACAAUGACGAUGUUGAAUAAUUACAAUAACAACGUCGUGUAUGACUAUAACGGUUUCAUAAAAGGUUGA